Molecule: messenger RNA, 1754 nt
Organism: Brassica napus (rape)
Lineage: Eukaryota; Viridiplantae; Streptophyta; Magnoliopsida; Brassicales; Brassicaceae
Product: receptor-like protein kinase At5g59670
Exons: 2
Coding region: 401-946 (181 amino acids)
Biological process (GO): protein phosphorylation
Molecular function (GO): protein kinase activity; ATP binding
Source: RefSeq, a predicted model, not a curated record
UUCUUCAAAGAGUUCACCAUACAAAUUUGGUGACCCUCGUCGGGUAUUGCUAUGAAGGAGAUCACUUGGCCCUCAUCUAUGAGUUUAUAUUCUGCCUAAUGGAGACUUGAAACAACAUUUGUCAGGUAAUAUUUUCUAGUUAUUUCACGAAGAGCAUUAACUUUUGAAACUUAGAAUACUCUAGCUAGUAGAUAUGAUAAUCUAAUAUACAGGAAAAGGAGGUAGACCUAUCAUCAACUGGAGAAUUCGACUACAGAUAGCGUUGGAGGCAGCGUUAGGUUGGUACUAAGUUAUAAACCUUAAGAUAAGAUAUUGAUUCAAUUAGGUUUACAACAAAUCAAUACAUGCAUGGUUCCGCUGCAUAGGACUGGAGUACUUGCAUAUUGGAUGCACGCCACCAAUGGUUCAUAGAGAUGUCAAAACAGCAAACAUAUUGUUGGAUGAGAAUUUCAAGACCAAACUCGCUGAUUUUGGCCUCUCAAGAUCUUUCCAAGGUGGAUGCGAAUCUCAGGAUUCAACAGUGAUUGCUGGUACUUGUGGAUACCUUGAUCCUGAAUAUUGCCGUACAAGUCGGUUGGCUGAGAAGAGUGAUGUCUAUAGUUACGGGGUCGUGUUAUUGGAGAUGAUCACAAACCAACCUGUGAUUUCUGAAAAGUGUCACAUAGCAGAAUCGGUUGGCUCUAAGCAUAAGAGAGGUGAUAUAACUGAGAUCAUGGAUCCAAACCUUGGCGGGUCUUAUGACUCUAACUCUGCGUGGAGAGCUGUUGAGCUGGCAAUGUCAUGCGCUGAUCCUUUUUCCUCAAAACGACCAACCAUGUCUCAGGUUAUUAGCGAACUAAAAGAGUGUAUUGUGUGUGAAAACUCGAGGAUGAAUAACAAUGGAGGCCUAGAAUCUCAACAAAUGAGCAUUGUCUUGGAUACUUCGGUGGGUCCUGGAGCAAGAUAGUUUUGAUGUUGUCUGGUAGUUCUCGUAGAUGAAAUCUGGACCUCAAUGUCACAUUAUGUGAUUAUUCUCCAGCUAUCUGACUUUGUUAUGAAGGCUCUCCAACGUCAUAUAUGCUGUCAUCUUUGGUUGAAGACCUAUCUUGCUUAACUUAUUUAUGUUUUGUAUGUUAUGCUUGUUGCCAAAGAGGAUGAAUCAAAGUAAGUUUGUGUUAAAAAUAAAAAGUCUACCUGUUGUACUAAUAUGGAAUUAACAAAUCAAUUAGUCGUUUGACUUUGAUAAAAUUAUAAAUUUAUAUCAUUUUCGUAGUUGGUGAUUUCUGAGUACAUAUCAAUUUGUUUUAAGAGUACUGCUUGCGAGUUACCUAAACUCAAGUUCCUGAGAGAAUUUGAACUUCUAAGUAUGAGUUGUGAUUACAGUUGUUAAUAAAUCGUGUUUACCCUCUGAAACUUGUUUCUUCUUAUAUAUUUUUGUUUGAUUUAUAGCCCUUUAGAAGUGUAAAGAUAUCGUGUGUGAGUAUGACCCAAGAAACUACUGUUGCACAUAAUAGGAUACUGUCCAACAUCAACUUCUCUAAAAAAAAAUAACUAAAGAAACAGAAAAUUACCGUAAUCGCUUCUCCUUCUUAUAUCUUUAACGAAUUAAUAUGUGACUAGUUAAACAAAUAAAGUAGAUUCCUGUUGGACUAGUCUUUGAUCAAACAUUUACUUCCGUGACGUGCUUUUGUCUCUGGUCCAUAUUUUCCAUGAAUACGUUGAUGAUGGUGAUGUUGGGCCACUCUUGUCCUUUAAUUCCAUUUAGGGAUAGUCAU